Molecule: messenger RNA, 1730 nt
Organism: Bolinopsis microptera
Lineage: Eukaryota; Metazoa; Ctenophora; Tentaculata; Lobata; Bolinopsidae
Product: glutathione S-transferase C-terminal domain-containing protein-like
Exons: 1
Coding region: 81-1646 (521 amino acids)
Cellular component (GO): cytoplasm
Source: RefSeq, a predicted model, not a curated record
AACUCACAUGAAUCACGUAGUAUGAUGAUAUGUUUCAAAUUUUCAACACAGGACUAAAACCGUAAGCGCUGUAUUCGACCAUGCUACUGGAAGAUUCGAAAGUACAAAUAGAUCUGACAAAAGGAGCCUCUCACACACUCAAGAAUCUAGGAAUAGUCUACCUCUCCUUAUACCUAGACCACGACAACUUCUCCUUAACCACACCAGACACAUCAGGAGAGCUGCUAAAAACUCCUGGGUGUUGCACUGAAAACCUGCACGUAUCUGGUGUUGCUAACACUGCGCGCCAUCUCCUCCUGCUCCUCGACAUAAACCAUCCUCUGCUGGGACACCAUGCGGGGUGUCUGUCUGGUACCAAGGAGGUCAGUCCGUGGACUAGAAUCAUUGAGAUAACUUUCCCUGAUUCUCUUGCCUCUGCUGCUGAUUUACAAGAAGUUCAAUCAACGUUAGGAUUUCUACAAGAAACCCUCAACGCACCUUUCAUCGGACACAACCAGAGAAAGAUAAGACAAGAAGCCACGAGACUAGGAUUGCUGCCUGAACAGGGAGUAUUAUCCCACGACGAAAGGAAGGCACUCCCAGUUAUAAGGAGAUACGUUCAUGGUCUUCAUCUUGGAGCUACUGAUAUUCUUCUUUUUGGGAUGAUCUCUGCUAAGUUGCAUUCCCUGGGGUGUGAUAUUUCUCAGCUUCAGUGUGAUGAUUUGACUCAAAAAUGGUUUGAAAGAAUGAUCGAUAUUGCUCAGGCAUUUGAACCUUUUUAUAUGAAUUUCUUACGUGAGAAUGUUGACUUAAAAGUGGAAUUAGAAAUGGAAACUUCUAAUAAGGAAAUCGGCAUUGCAGAAGAAAAGGCAGAUCCAGUUGAAAAUCAGGGCGAAGUUGAUAAGACUCUUCUGCUAAAAAUGGAUGAAAUUGCCAAUAAUUACCAGUAUCAGGAACUUGAUGAUUUUCCUGUGAAAUGGGAUUCACUCAGUGACCUUCUCAAACCUCAGAGAAAUAAAGUUAACAACACUAACAAAAUGUUUCAGCUGCAAAGUAUCCUGGCUGGAGUGCACCUCUGUGUAAAACAUCUCCGAUCCUUAAAUCUACCGAAGAUUCGAAUUGUCGACUUUUGUUCUGGAGCUGGUCAUUUAGGGAUAUUCCUAGCCCAUCAUUUUCCAGAUUGCCACAUCAUAUUAGUAGAAACAAAGUGGGGUUCGUUACGUUAUGCCAAGGAGAGGAUCGACAAACUAGGGUUAAAAAACAUCAGCCUUUGUCUAGCACACAUGGAACAAUUUGUGGGUCGUUUUGAGUUAGGUGUCAGUCUCCAUGCCUGUGGUUCCUUGACUGAUAAAGUUUUUCAACAGUGUAUUAGGAGCAGUGCUGCCAUCGUCUCGUCCCCUUGCUGCUACGGAAAGAUUGUGAACUCAGAAAGUUUGUUAUACCCAAAAAGUGAGCGUUUUCGAAAUAUUAUCUACGAUCACAACGAGUUUUUUAAGGUUUCAAGGUUAGCUGAUCAUGAAAGUAAUAAUGAAAAUUACAUGAAAUGUGUUGAUAUUGAUAGAACUGAGCAUCUUAGGGAAUAUGGUUACCAGUUUGUAGGUAUUUCCAAGCUCAAACCGUUAACUUGUUCCCCAAAGAAUAAUUUGGUAGUUGCUUUUAUGGACUGAGUCUUUAUAUAUAAUAAUAUUAUGUAUUAGGAAUUAUUUAUCUUGAUGCAUAUUAAUUUUGAAUGUUUUAGCUGUUCUGAUGUA